Messenger RNA from Pelagomonas calceolata, 6970 nucleotides. NCBI's taxonomy places the organism in Eukaryota, Pelagophyceae, Pelagomonadales, Pelagomonadaceae. The record is from the annotation of a GenBank genome assembly.
CAUCACACACACACUCGUGAGCGCGCAUAACCUAGAAGCGCUAAAAACGAGGAGGAGUUGCGGGCUGCAGUCUCACGUAGGUGCGGAGUGAAAAACGUUGAAAGGGCAGCCGCGCCGCAGCCUCAGGAAUAAGACACGCCUCACCACUAAGACACUCCUCACCACACGCUCGAAGCAAGAUGCGCGCCGCCGUCGCCCUGGCCCUCGCCAUGACGCGCGCGGCCGCCGCGCUGGAGAUGCGCCCGAGGCCGCUCCUGACGGCCCUCGUGCUGGGCGCCGUCGCCGCGCAGGCGCCGGCCGGAAUGGCGACGCUCGCGCCGACGCCCAUCUCCGAGUUCUCGUGCGCAUUUAUGAAAGAGGACGAGGACAGCCUGAUGUUCGACUGGGAGAGCACGCAGGAGAUGGUCCACGCCUGGGGCGGCUUCUCGCAGUGUGAACAUCUGCGCUGCGACGCCGCGACCGGGGCGCUUUGGUUGAAUGUGCAGCGGGAGAAGGUGCACACGUUCCGGUCGAAGCAGAGCAAGGGCCACAGGAAGGUUACGCGGAGCUACUGCAUGGUGCUCACGCCGGACGGGCGGUACGCGCGCUACGCGCGGGGGGAGUACAAGUUGCGCGAGGAGCGCUGGAUGUGGCGCGAACGAGAGAAAGUGUCGUGGAAGGACGUCCCCCAUGUCAACGGCACGCUCGCGGCCGACGCGGGCUUCGGCACAAAAAUGUACGACGCGUGUGUUGCACAGUGCCCCUGCGCGGCGUCGGAGGGCCGCGACGACUUCCCCGCUCUAUCAAGGGCUCUCCUAGACCCAGAUGCCGACGCCACGCAAGUACCCGGCGUCUGCUUCGACGAGAGCCCGAAGUAUUGGUUCCACUUCGGCUGGGUCACGACGGCGCACUGGUUUUUGAUUUUCUACCUGGCCCUCUCCAUCCUAGGCGUGUGGACGCUCGCGUGCUGCGUCUCGAAUCGGUGCUGUUAUGCCUUCGGGACGCUCCAGAAGAUCCGCAACGAGUUCGCGGACUCCUGUCCCACGCUCGCGACGUACUUGAAUAAGCUAUGCGUCGAGCCGUGCAAGUUAUGUGUGAAGUGGUGCUGCUGCUGCUGCAUGUGUUGUAAAGCGACACGCGUCAGGAAGCCUCCGAUACCGACGGCGAUCGAGGUUACGGCUCAGGGGCCGCCCGGGACGGCGAUGACGGUCGUGUGCCAGGGCGGCCACGUCAACGUCGUCGUGCCCGACGACGUCGAGGAGGGCGGCGUCUUCGCGGUGAACCCGCUGGUGACGCAGCAACCGCUUCCACAGGUACUGCCAGAUAAUGAUGUUACCCUCGACGCGCCGCCCCGCUCAAGAUCUUUGAUAGAACAGUUUCGACUCUUGGUCUGGAAGGUCUACUGGACCAAGAGAAGAGAUAAAGCCUCUCUCAUAAAACAGGUCCUGGGGCCCGCUCUCGUAUUGGUGGUGGUGUGGCUGUUGUACGUCGCUGGUGGGUUAACGUUCAUACCCUCAUUAAGGUGGAACCCGAAGAACCCGAACUACAAGUGGAAAAAAGGUAAAUUGAGGGACUACACGAAGGGUCAAGUUUUAUCGCAUGGCAUGCUGGAACUGUACCUAGGCUUUAUUGGCUUCAUCCCCUUCGUGCAAGUUGUCGUUGUAAGUUUGGUGGAGGAGCACGGGUCUCGUCUAGUAGAAUACAUGAAGAUGGCCGGGUUGCGGCCCCAGGCGUACUGGCUCGCGCAAUUUGUGAGCGAAGGCGUGAUCAUUGGUGGUUUAUCUGCCUUUAUGAUUGCGGUAGUGGGCGCGCCGGGCUUGUUCUCCUUCGCGGGGCAUGCCGACGUGCCCUUCUUUAGCUUGUUGGGACUGCACUGGACUUACUUACUAGCAUUGGUUUCUGUUGGCUUUUGUGCCGCAGCUCUCGUGCCGAACGCGCUGGUCGCGUCGUUAUUCGCGUUGAUCAGCCAGGUGGCGGGCGUCGUCUGCUACUUCGUGGGAGCGUGGCGGGAAAAGUCCAACGGCGCCAUGGCCGCGACGUCGGUCUGGAACAAGUCCGUGACCAUCCAGCGGUGGUACUCGCUGUACCCCCAGUUCGCCUACAUGUUACUGGUGGAAGGCUUCCAGUCUCAUAGAAAAAAGAGGUGCCGCGUCUGGGGCGCCUAUAAGGGCGAGGCUUUCAUAUCAAGCGACUACGGCUGCAGCGCGCCCGAAGGGAAAUCACUGGAAGAAGCGAAGGACUCUGCAUUAGUCGGCUUAGGAGCAUUUUUAGGAGAGCACCGCUGCCCGGCCUUCGACGAAGCGCUCCAGUACUCGUACUCGUACGACUACGAUGAUACUUAUGCGGGCCCCUGCGCGGACCACUGUACAAGUUGUGACGGGUCCGCGGACAACUGUCAAAGUUGUGACCAAGGGUAUACGUUGUACGACAACUCGUGCUUGGAGGGCCUGGCGAGCUGCGGGGUGCAAGGGCCCUACUCGACCUAUCCGCAUUUCUAUAAUCAAGAGACGGGCCAGCCGUCGUCGAGUUGGACGGCCGCCUUAUACGGUAUGAUGUUGUUAGAUUGUGUCAUCUUCCUGGUGCUGGCGUGGUAUUUCGCGCAAAUCGUGCCUUGGAGCGAGUUCGGCAAGCCGCGGCCGUGGUACUUUCCCCUCUUGCCUUCCACUUAUAUGUCGGUGCCGCCCGCGAAGGUCGAGGACGGCGACGAGAGCUUGCUCGAGGGCUGCCCUUCUGAUGCGUAUGAGGAGCGGACGGGGGAACCGGUCGUGGUCGUGAGGGGCUUGACCAAAACCUUUGGCGAGUUCCGAGCUGUGAAUGGUGUGAGCUUCGAAAUGGUCGAGGACGAGGUGUUCUGUUUGUUAGGACAUAAUGGGGCUGGAAAAACAACCACAAUCAACGUGCUGAGCGGUUUGUUACCACCGGACCCGUCCGCCCGGAAGACGGCGGUGGUCUACGGGAAAGAUAUAGGUAAUCCGGAGGCGAUCCAUUCUUUACGGAGGGUGCUGGGCGUCUGCCCGCAGCACGACGUGCUGUUCCCCCAUUUGACGUUGAGAGAACAUGUCGCUUUUUUUGGCCAACUCAAAGGUAGGGAUGCAGUGAGUGCAGCCAAAGACGCGGAUUCAUUGUUAGAGGUCUUCCGGUUAUCUGAUAGAGCCCACCACCUCGGCUCCGAAUUAUCCGGAGGCCAGAAGCGCAAGCUGUCCGUGUCCAUUGCGCUGUCGGGGUCGUCGAAAUUCAUCGUGCUCGACGAGCCGACGGCGGGCAUGGACCCCGUGGCUAGAAGAGAAUUGUGGACGUUGCUGCGGGCCGUGCGCAUGAAGCGGGCCCUGUUACUCACGACGCACCACAUGGACGAGGCCGAGGCGUUGGGGGAUCGCGUCGCGAUCAUGGCCUCCGGUAAAGUCAGGGCCGACGGGUCCGUCGACUUCUUGAAGCGGGCCUUCGGUAAGGGCUACGCGGUUAGUUUUGAGGCUCAAAAUGCGGAGCAGGCGCGGAGCCUCGUUUCAAAAGCCGCGCCUUCAUCAGUGGUCGAGGACAUCGCCGAGGCGUCUCUUGCUGGAAUGCAUACGACGGACGCCCGACAAGCCUACACGCGGUCGCGGUCGUCGCGGUCGGGCUCCUUCAGCGAAGAGGUUGAAUCGUCGAUGCAUACAGAAGAGGAGGGCACGCAGGCGACGCCGCGGGGCCUCGUCCGGUGCGCCUUCUCACUACCGUUAGAUAAGGGCGACGAACUUCCGGCGCUGUUCGGUGCUUUACGAGGCGUCGCCGAGUCCGUGGCCUUCUCGACGACGACACUCGAGGACGUGUUUUUGGCCGUGGGUGAGGACGACGCGGUCCACAACGUCGCCAAGGUCAACGAGAGGGGAGAAUCGUACAAGCAAUUAUAUGAGGGUGAGAAUAUAGUGGACGUGCCCCGGAGUCUACUAAGGCAUUCUUCAGCCAUCCUGAGAUUAAGAGGGAGGUUAGCAUUCAACGACCUCAUUACCGUGUUAUUACCGUUCCAAGGGAUUGAGUAUGUGGUGAUGGAAAUCCACCGCCUCGUCACGGGCGAGAAAAGAUUAGGGCCCCUGUCUCGACUGGCGGCGAAGUACGUCGUGGGCGUCCGCGCACUCAUAUUGGCCGUAUUACCGUCCGUCGGCGCUCUCGUAUUAUGCAAAGUCGCCAAGGACGGCUCGCUGGCUGGGAGUGGUCGGAAGUGGGGCUUCCGGACGAAUAUUUUGCUCGUGUUGCCCCUGUUCGGCAUCUGGGUGCUCCUACCUGGUUUAAUCGCGGAGCCCGUCGUGAAGGAACGGAAAGUUAGAUUACGUAAUCUGCUGGCGGUGAGCGGGCUCGACCACCGCGCGUACUGGCUCGGGAGCUUACUCGGGGAUUUGGUGCCUUUAGUGUUUGGCGUGUCGGUCACCCUACUCGCUAUUUAUGGGUACGGCAUCUCUUUCUUGGUGGAAGAGACGAAGACCCGUACAAUAUUCCCUGAGAACUACACGAUCAUGGCAGAGACGGGGCUCCCCGCGAUGAACCCUCAGACCGGUCUCCCUCUCACAAAUUUAGAAUGGUGCUUCGCGCUAGGAGAUUAUGAUGAUUGCAUCACGACGACGCGAGAGCGGCGGACGUGGCUCGGCGACGCGCCUCAGCUCAUAGCUAUAUACCUGCUAUUCCCUCCCGCCGUGAUCGCGUUCUCGCACUUGAUGUCCUACGCUUUUUUAGAUCCGUUCGUGUGUGUCGGUGCCACGCCGGUCUACGUGAUAGGCUUGCUGAUCCUGCCGGACGUCUUCAUCAUCUUCCUGGGACUGGCGUUCGGGGGCUGGAUGCCAGGUAGCAAGGAGGCGCAGCUCUUCAACUGGAACGCGUUGGAGGCCAUGGCGGCCUUCGCGUGGUUGGGAUCCUUCGUCUCGCCACCGAAUGUUAUAGUUUUCACACUGUUAAGAGUCAUGCGCAUGGCUUUUGUUGCGACGAAGGGGAACAGUCCGGAAGCCUGGAACCCGACGUGGCCGUCGUACUGGGUGUUGUGUGUUAUCUUAAUCACGCAGUUCGUGGUUUUUGAAGGUUUAGCCUACGUGAAGGAUAGGCUCUAUACGCGGCCGCUACCAUAUACGAAGACGCGCUUCUCGACGCGUCGUAAGAACAAUCUGGACGAGGACGUGCUUGCUGAAAGAGAACGCGUGCUGGCGCUCUUCGAAGAUGGCGAGAAAGAGGAGGAGGACGUCGUAGAAUCGGAUCCGUCGCUGGUACAAAAAGUAGUAUCAAAAGUAACAGCUGUAAAAGACGCGUUGCUGGACGAAUUGAGCGACCCGAACUACUACGCGCCUCGCAUAAAAAUGGACGCCGCUCCGGAAGACAAGUACGGCCUCAACGUGCGGGAGGUGCGCAAGGUCUUCCCUCCCAAAAGGCACGGUCAAAGAGCUGUGGAAGCGGUGCGCGGGUGCACCUUCGGCGUGCGGACGGGCGAGGUCUUUGGGUUGUUAUCUGUGUGGAAAUCAAAAUCUUACGUUGCGUUCCUCACCGCUCGACGGAGCCAGCACGGCCGCGUCAUCGCCGAGAAAUGACUUCGUGAAGAAUUGUCGGGCGCACCCGACGCGCUCUUGAUUUCCACACAGGUUAUUAGGUGCGAACGGCGCGGGCAAGACGACGACCAUGUCCGCGGUCAUGCGCGCCGUCGAGCCGACGUCGGGCGACGUCGCGAUCUCGGGGACCUCGGUCCUCUCGUCCUUCGCGCAAGCGUCCGAACAUUUGGCGGUCGUGAACCAGCACAACACGCUGUGGGACGCGUUGAGCUGCGCCGAUCAUUUGAGAUUGUUUGCUAGACUGAGGAUGCUCGAGAAUGAAGUGGAAGACGCCGUCGCGGCCACUUUGGCGCGGGUGGAGCUUUUGAACCAUGCGGACAAGCCCGCCGGGCGCCUGUCGGGGGGCAUGAAGCGCAAGCUCUGCGGCGCUUGUCUGUGUGGAAAUCAAAUUUCGGGCGCACCACGACGUCGUCCCCGUGGCCGCGUCUGCUCGAUGGCGUGGAGCUCCACGCCAUCGACGCGACGUUGUUCCCGUGACCGCGUUGGCUCGAUGGCGUGGGAUAACCUAACUCACUGGUUGGUUUCCACACAGGCGCGUGCGCGCUGAUCGGCGACCCGCAGAUCGUGUUACUGGAUGAGCCGUCCGCGGGGUUGGACCCCGUCUCGCAACGGAAUUUGUGGAACCUGAUCAAGGCGACGAUGGCUGGAAGAGCUGUGGUUUUAACGACGCAUAGCAUGGUCGAGGCCGACUUCCUCUGCGACCGCAUCGGGAUCAUGGUCCAGGGGCAGUUAAGAUGUUUGGGGACGUCCGACCACCUCAAGCAGCGCUACGCGUCGGGCUACGAGUUGGUCGUGAAGAUCGAGGACGACGCGUUGGAGGGCGUCUCAGCAUUCGUCAAGGAGCGCUUCGGCGCGACUCUAGCCGCCGCAGAUGCCGGCACUUUAACGUAUGAACUGUCGAAGUCGUCAGAGAAGUCCGCGGAUCUAUUAGCUGACGCGUUCCAGGCCUUUGACGAGAGUACACGCAAGUCUUUGAAGGUUGCGGAGUUCUCCGUCGUCCAGGCGUCGCUCGAAAAAGUGUUCAUACGCAUUGUCAGUGGCGAGGGCGGCGAGCACGAGGCGAGGGACGCACAUAAUCGCUCGGUGCAAGUAGCUCAAGACUUGGGGGAUGAUUCCGACGAUGAUCUGGACAAUUUUCAGUUCCGGGAGCGGACCUGCUGCAAGUGCUCGUACUUCGCGCACGGUUUAUUGUGCAAGUACCACAGUACGUGCUGCUGCGCCAUGUGCUGCUACAUGUUCAUGUCGAUAUUUGGGGCGUCGUGGUUUGUGUGGUUCAAUACUUGUACCCUUACCUUACUGUUCCACAUGUUCGCCGCCGUUACGAAUUGUGUGGGGAGGUGCUGCUUGCAGGAGCCGAAGGUGGAGGACUAGUUGGGUUUUGUACAUAUAUCUCGCGUCGUCGUUUUGAAGAAGUAAGUUGUUUACUGGAA